This is a messenger RNA of Staurois parvus, 312 nucleotides long. The record is from the annotation of a GenBank genome assembly. NCBI's taxonomy places the organism in Eukaryota, Metazoa, Chordata, Amphibia, Anura, Ranidae.
GGGAGAGGUCUGUAUGUAAACAACACAGAUCUCUCCCCUGUCAGCACCAGCAUGCUUCAUUGUAUUGCUCUACAUAGCAGAGCAAUACAAAGCAGCAUGCUUACAUAGUAGAACACACACAGCACAUCGUGAAACACACACAGCACACAGCUGAACCUUUGAUCACCCCAGAUGUUAACCCCUUCCUCUCCAGUGUCAUUAGUACAGUGUCAGUGCUUUUUAUUAGCACUGAUCAUUGUAUUAAUGUCGCUGUGGAUGUCAGUGGCAGUUAUUCAAUCCCCCCCCAGUGUCAGAAUGCCCCCCGCAGUCACG